Sinocyclocheilus anshuiensis is the source of this 2176-nucleotide messenger RNA. RefSeq names its product zinc finger protein 239-like. The record is from RefSeq and is a predicted model, not a curated record. The transcript is spliced from 3 exons. Gene Ontology annotation, biological process: regulation of transcription by RNA polymerase II. Gene Ontology annotation, molecular function: RNA polymerase II cis-regulatory region sequence-specific DNA binding; DNA-binding transcription activator activity, RNA polymerase II-specific. NCBI's taxonomy places the organism in Eukaryota, Metazoa, Chordata, Actinopteri, Cypriniformes, Cyprinidae. Bases 66 to 1160 code for a protein of 364 amino acids. Gene Ontology annotation, cellular component: nucleus.
UUGUGCUCGUCAGAAACAGGAACGAGUUCCGGUGAAUAUUAAAUUUCUGCUUGUUCUGCUCACCGAUGAAUUUCGCUGAUAAUUUACACAAAUGGCCGAGUAGGAUGGAUCUGGACUUCGGGAACAAACUGCCGCAGGCUCUGUCGACAAACACUAAACUGCCCCAGUCUCUCUCCUCUAGCGCGAAGUUUCUGCCCUCAGGCCCGUUUGAGCGCUGCGGCCGCCCGCUGGGAGUCAAAGUCAAAGAGGAAGACGAGAGUGUGGAGGAUUUCUUUCAUUUCGCUCAGCACCUGCAGCAGCAGACCGGAGAGUGUCUCACGGCUUGUUGCAGCGGAUCGAACCCUAAAAGCCUGUCUCUCUCAGAGCCGGCCCAGACCCACAGUCGUCCCUCGGCGGACCGGCCGUACCACUGCCAGGACUGCGGCAAGUACUUCCGGAUCAACGACAUCAAGCGGCACCAGCGCAUCCACAGCGGAGAGCGGCCCUUCCCCUGCUUCCAGUGCGGCAAGAACUUCCCCACGUCUGGGGACCUGAAGAGACACGAGCGCAUCCACACGGGCGAGCGGCCCUACCACUGCCUGCAGUGCGGCAAGAACUUCUCCGACUCGGGCCACCUCAAGCAGCACGAGAGGAUGCACACGGGCGAGCGGCCCUACCAGUGUCCGCAGUGCUCCAAGCGCUUCUACCGCUCCGGAGACCUCAAGCGGCACCAGCGGAUCCACAGUGGCGAGCGGCCCUACCACUGCAACCAGUGCGACAAGACCUUCUCCGACUCCGGACACCUGCGGGGCCACCAGCGCAUCCACACCGGAGAGCGGCCCCACCGCUGCACGCUCUGCGAGAAGAGCUUCUUCAGAUCGGGCGACCUGAAGCGGCACCACAGAACGCACACGGGCGAGCGGCCCUACCAGUGCUUCCAGUGCGGGAAGAGCUUCUCCGAGUCGGGACACCUGAAGGAGCACCGGAGGAUCCACACCGGAGAGAAGCCCUACCACUGCAACCAGUGCGACAAGAGCUUCUCCCGGCUGGAGCGGCUCAAGGGCCACCAGAGCAUCCACACGGGCGAGAGGCCCUUCCACUGCACGCAGUGCGGCAAGAACUUCUUCCGCUCGGGAGAGCUGAAGCGGCACCAGAGGAUCCACAGCGGCGAGCCAGCGUGAGCGCCUGGAGAGAGCACAAACACCUGAGCGACGGCAGCCGAUCGCCGAGCUUUCCUCUUCGUGUCCUGAUAGAAAUCAGCAAUGCUGUGUGUCGUUAUACAUGUGUUUGUUGUCAUAGACCGUCUGAAGCGCUAGCUCUGCACGCCUCGCUCUGAUCUGAUGCUCCUCACACUCUGUAUGUUGUUCAGAAAUAUAUAGUGCAGUGACUCAUUAGAACUGUAUAUUGUACAGGAGCAUAUUAUUACUGUGUGUGCUCACAUUCCUUGUAUUUAAUGAGUCUCCCUCAAACUGUCUGUGGUUAUUUUUUUUAUAUAUAAACUGAACUGUUUUACUGUCAACAUGAGACGCCACUGAAGCGUUUCUGAACCUCUGGUUUCUCUCGAUGCUGUGUUUUACUAGCUGCCGUAAAUCUCGUGUGCGAAACACAGAAUAACAAUUAUUGUUUCACUGUAACACUUUAUUAACUCAUGAAAGACGUUACAGAGUAUAGAUGUGCUGUAAUUCAGCAGCUGAUUGUGAUCGGUUUCUGAGCACCAGGUGAUUAAUAUAGUAAACUGAGCUCAUGAAUCACAUUAGAUUUACCUUUUAACUUUUUUAAAUUAGCUCUUUACAUUUGUUAUUGUUUUGAAUGGUCUUCUAUUUUUACUUUAUAUAUGUGUGUAUUUAACCACCAGUAGCUUGGAGGGCUUUAAUGCCAUCAGAAAGGCUGUUUUAUAAGAGCUGUGUGCAGGAUUGAAUUAUAAUUGUUUGGGUUCUUCAUGUGCAUGUUUUCUUCAUAUGUGUGUCAUCAUCUUUAAUAAACACUUCACCUCUAAUUACAGCCGCACACAUGAACAUGCAAUUUAUUGGCCUUCCGUAACAUGUCUUCUCCAGACUGCAGCAUUCGAUCAUUAAUUAACACUAAUGUGCCGUGAGAAGAAGCGAGUGAUUAAAGGUUGUUUAAAGCCGAACGGAAGGAGUUUUGUUUUGCGCGUCACACGACAUAUGUUCAUAUCUGUCACAGUAAGUUACUUGCC